CUGCUCACAGAUUUUCUCCUGAUGGCUGACUCUCAACCACUCCUCUCCCUUGAUGGGGACGCCGUGGCUGCAGAAGCCUUGCUCCGGGAUGUGUUUGGGAUUGUGCUGGAUGAGGUCAUUCGGAAAGGGACCAGUGCCUCCGAGAAGGUCUGCGAGUGGAGGGAGCCAGAGGAGCUGAAGCAGCUUCUGGAUUUGGAGCUGCGGAAUGAGGGGGAGUCACAGGAGCAGAUCCUGGAGCGCUGCCGGGCUGUGAUCCGCUACAGUGUGAAGACCUGUCACCCUCGAUUCUUCAACCAGCUCUUCUCAGGGUUGGAUCCUCAUGCCCUGGCCGGGCGCAUUGUCACUGAGAGCCUCAACACCAGCCAGUACACAUAUGAGAUUGCCCCUGUGUUUGUCCUCAUGGAGGAAGAGGUGCUGAAGAAACUCCGGGCCCUGGUGGGCUGGAGCUCUGGGGACGGCGUCUUCUGCCCUGGUGGCUCCAUCUCCAACAUGUAUGCUGUGAACUUGGCCCGCUAUCAGCGCUACCCGGAUUGCAAACACAGGGGCCUCUGGGCACUGCCGCCCCUGGCCCUUUUCACAUCAAAGGAGUGUCAUUACUCUGUCAAGAAAGGAGCUGCUUUUCUGGGACUUGGCACCGACAGUGUCCGAAUGGUCAAGGCAGAUGAGAGAGGGAAAAUGAUCCCUGAGGAUCUGGAGAGGCAGAUCGGUCUGGCCGAGGCUGAGGGUGCUGUGCCAUUCCUGGUCAGUGCCACCUCUGGCACUACUGUGCUGGGGGCCUUUGACCCUCUGGAGGCAGUUGCAGACGUGUGCCAGCGUCAUGGACUGUGGCUGCACGUGGAUGCCGCCUGGGGAGGGAGCGUCCUGCUGUCACAGACACACAGACAUCUCCUGAAUGGGAUCCAGAGGGCUGACUCCGUGGCCUGGAAUCCCCACAAGCUCCUCUCCGCAGGCCUGCAGUGCUCAGCUCUUCUUCUUCGGGACACCUCGAACCUGCUCAAGCGCUGCCACGGGUCCCAGGCCAGCUACCUGUUCCAGCAGGACAAGUUCUACGAUGUGGCUCUGGACACUGGAGACAAGGUGGUGCAGUGUGGCCGCCGCGUGGACUGUCUGAAGCUGUGGCUCAUGUGGAAGGCACAGGGCGGGCAGGCGCUGGAGCGGCGCGUGGACCAGGCCUUUGCCCUUGCCCGGUACCUGGUGGAGGAAUUGAAGAAGCGGGAAGCUUUUGAGUUGGUCAUGGAGCCUGAAUUUGUCAACGUGUGUUUCUGGUUCGUGCCCCCCAGUCUGCGGGAGAAGAAGGGGAGUCCGGAUUACGGUGAAAGGCUGGCUAAGGUGGCCCCAAUCCUCAAGGAGCGCAUGGUGAGGAAGGGCUCCAUGAUGAUUGGCUACCAGCCCCACGGUACCCGGGGCAACUUCUUUCGCAUGGUCGUGGCCAACCCUGCGCUGACACGGGCAGAUAUGGACUUCCUGCUGAAUGAACUGGAAUGGCUGGGCCAGGACCUCUGA
Lipotes vexillifer (Yangtze River dolphin) is the source of this 1503-nucleotide messenger RNA. RefSeq names its product cysteine sulfinic acid decarboxylase (gene CSAD). The record is from RefSeq and is a predicted model, not a curated record. NCBI's taxonomy places the organism in Eukaryota, Metazoa, Chordata, Mammalia, Artiodactyla, Lipotidae. Gene Ontology annotation, molecular function: sulfinoalanine decarboxylase activity; pyridoxal phosphate binding. The transcript is spliced from 14 exons. Gene Ontology annotation, cellular component: cytoplasm. The coding region runs from base 22 to 1503 and encodes 493 amino acids. Gene Ontology annotation, biological process: carboxylic acid metabolic process; taurine biosynthetic process.